CCACCCCUGAACUGAGGGUAAAAAUGAGUGGGCUGUACGAAGGGGUAGAGAUGAGUGUAAAGCGCUUCGGACACGGGGCGCUGACAAAUAAAAGUAAACGCUGUGCGCUGUGCGGGCCGCCAGGGGGCGCGAUCGACCCGCCGCGGCUCCGCUCGGGGUGGGGGGUUGGUGGGGGGAACAAAGGGCUGUUUAACAUCUCUGAGUUGGAGGGAAGAAAAAAAAAAAAAAAAACAGAGAGAGACACAAAAGUGGCCCAUUUCCCCUAAAGAAGGAGCGGAGCGCACGAGCAGCGCGCUGUCCCAACUGCGCGCGCAUGGGCGCACGCACGCGCACACACUCGAAUCGAUGUCAAGGCUUGAAAACUUAAAAAAAAAAGUAAGUGAGCCCCUCUGAGACCCCCGAAGCGCGCGCUCCCGGGAGGAGGACCGUCCGUGCGCCGCCCACCGCUGGAAGCCCCCCGUGCGCGCGCCGAGGCACAAAGUCGCGCAGAAGCGAUGAGCGCGAGAGCGGACGCUCGCGCGGACGAGAGAUGAUGCGCCGGACAUGGGGCUCCUCCUGCCUGUAGAGCUUCGCCGACGGGAACCGCGCAACUCGGACGCGCUUCUUCCGCGCUCCUUUCCCGAUGGAGUAGCGCGCUAUGGCGGGAAGGCAGGCGCGAGACGAGGCGCUCGUGUCCAGGAGCGUCUCUUUCAAGCAGCUCGCGAGCUGGAGCGCCAAUAGGAGCGCGCCUGGGCGCGAGGACGUGGAGCCCGUAGCCCUUCCCCCCCCGACCGCGGAGAGCGCGCGCAGCUCGGACAGGAAAGUUUCCAAGAUUUCUGCGGCGGCGGCGGCGACGACGGCGGUGGGGAGCGGGGAGCCGGAGAGGAGUUCUCUCACACACUCGUCACACUCGUCACACUCGCCCUCCGUGCGACAGCUCUCGCAGAAGUUCAGCCGCACGGCGGGACGCUCCUGCUCCUCCGGGGUCUCCGGGGUCUCCGCUGCCAGGUGCGAGGGGCUGCGCGCGCUCAGGGCGCGCCGCGAGGCAGACGCCGCACGCGCUCCGGACACGUCCGCGGAUGCCGCUGAGGGAACGAGCGGGUCGGAGCCCGAGGCGCGUCCGCGGCGGCUGACGGAGCCGCGCGCCGCAGCGAGGAGGGACCGGGAGGAGUGCGCGGGCGCGGGCGUGGGCGCGCCGCCGCCGCGUCGCUCUGCGCCGGCGGCUCCCGGGGACGCCGCCUCCGCCUCCGCUUCUGGCGCCCUCGGCAACUGGCCCAGCGUCCCCAGGAUCCGGCAGCUGUUCGGCGACGCCGCCGCUCUCCCGAAGGCCCCGCGCGACCCGGACUCCGACUUUGGCACCGAGAGACAGGGGGACGAAGCCUCUCGAACCCCUGACCCGCACGCUGAAAAGUUACGCGGGGACCCGAAAGGGACCCUCCUACCGCGGGGCAACGGCGUGGAGCCGCCUGGCGGAGGGCCCCCUCUCUCCUGCGGUCGCCGCCAGCAGCAGGCUUGGGAUAGUUUACAUUCCUCACGUAGCUUCCGCCGAGCGGCAGCCGGAGACGAGGACGCGGAGGAGCGUGCCGGGGUUCGCAGGGCGCCCGUCUCCUUCCAGCGCGAGGCCAAUGGCUCGUGGGCCGAGUCCCCAGGGCGCUCGUCGGGCAGCGAGGAGGACGGCCCCGAGCCACUAGCCACUGCCAGGGACGGCGGGAGCCGCCGCCGCUCCCUCAGGAGGAGGAGGAAGAGCGGCGUCGCAGCGGCCGGAGCCCGACACCAUGCCCUGUCCGAUGACAGCGACGGCGUGCCCGUGAUGGAGUGCCUCCGAUCCUCCGGCAGCAGGUACGACAGAUGCGCCGCCAGGCCCGGCGAGGCCGGGCGGGACGGCCCCCGCGGGCCCUACGGAGGGGUGACCGAAGGCGGCGGUGCCGCCGCCGCUCCUCCGAUGACGGUGGUGUCCCGGGUGUCGAAGGUCAACAUCCCCUCGUUCGUCUCCAGCCCGUGCGACUCGAGGAGCAGCAGCCGGUACUCGAGCACAGAGACGCUGAAAGAGGACGAGCAGCUCCCCCGUGGGGGGCGCGCCACCACAACCGCAGCCGCCACCUCCUCCUGCAUAAAGAGCAAGACGUUCCAUGGCAACUUCACCAUGUACCGCACUCCCAGCUUCGGCCACGGGGACAACUUCCCCCGUGCGCAGGUUCGGGUGCGAGCCAGGCCGACGUCGUGCGCGGCCACCGCCGGGGGGGCCCCCCCUCACAGAGGGGCAUCGCACUGGUCCCUCGGCACUGAUAAGGACAAACACGGGAUGUCCGUGUCGAACCCCGACAUCACCUCAGAGACCCUCAGCCUGAUCAGCUUCCUGAAGACAGACCUGUCCGAGCUUAAGGUUGGAAAGAAAGGCAGGCCGGGGGCCGACCGCGGCGAGGACGGGGGCGCUUCCGCCUCUAGUUGCUCGGGCAUGUCCGGCGCUUCCUCCCUGUACAGGAUGGGAUCCCGUGGCCACAGUUCCUGGCAACAGCGCCCCUCCCUCAAGGACCUGACAGCCACGCUCCGGCGCGCCAACUCCUUCACUUACUCCGACCAGCCCCCGGAGCAGCGACGCGUGGCCGGCGGCGCCACCAAGAGGAGCAGUUCGGAGCAGCGUCUGGACACCGCGGGCGACAUUGAGGCCGCGCUGUCGGACAGGGAGGUGCAGAGCGAUGACUGCCAGCGGAGCGACACCUUCGAGGAGCAGAUGCCCACCCCCCUGCGGGAGCGCUACAUACAGGAGGCGCAGCAGGUGAUCCAGGACAUCUGCGAGAUGGGUGCGCGGGGCGACGACGACGAGGACGACGAGGGACGACGUCUCGGAAAGAAAGUAGACGACGAGCAGCAGUGGGCGGAGCUGGGGCCGCGGGAGAAGAGCGGCGCAGGAGCGGCGCAGGAGCACCUGAGGACUCCCUGCUCGGGGGGGUCCCACGAAAGCGAGAGGGCUUUGCGGAAGGGGCGUUCCGAUGAAAACGUGUUUUGUGACAAGUCGCAGGACGAACUGUCUGGACACGAGUCCAGUUUGACGGACGAAGGAAUAGUGACCGAACCGGAGAGUGCCAGAGAUGCCGUGGGCCAGACGCUGAGCGCGUGGAAACAGUCGGGUCUCUUUGAGGAAGAGCGCUCGGAGCUGAGGCCAGAAAACGAGCCGUCGCCUCCCGUCGCGUCGCAGUGUGCGCGGGCUGAGUGCGAGAGCGUGGUGGUCGGGGCCGAGACCGUUCGCGCCAAAAGCAUGAGUCCCGGACUUCUGGAGGCGCCGUCGACCCCCGGCGCCAUCCGGCGCAGGAGGAAGUUCUCCUCGGCCGGAAACGGCAGCUCCGAUUCCAGCAACGGUAGCAAUGGUGAGUCGAGCGGAGAGGCGUACCGCUCCCUCAGCGACCCCAUGCCUCACCGGCGCCGCUCGCUCACCGAAGACUGCAACACCUUCUCCGUGGACAGCAACCUGCUGGGCGCGCUCAACGCCAAGGCAGCUGCGGCAGAGGCGUCGGCAGGAGAGUUCUCGGAGUGCACGGGCAGUGCGGCCAGCGACCUGUCUGAGAGCAGCGAGGGCCCGCGGGACUAUAGCAGCCUCCUGCAGAGCAUCGUGCGCGAGCCCGGCGCCAUGGGCAAGCUGAGCGACGACAAGGCCGCCGGCAAGGCUGUCAAGAAGAAGUCCUUCAGCGACCCCAGCCGGCGUGGCGAGCCCGCGGCCACCGACGGCUCCGGAUUCGCGGGCCCCAGGGAGCCCAUCAGCGAGCUGGAGCAGGUCAUCCCGCCGUCCAGUAGCGAGCCCGUGUUGUCGGAGCAGAGGGGAGGGCCGGGCGAGCUGGACGAGGAGCAGCCGGGGCCCGAUGGGAAGCCCGGGGUCCGGUCGGUGCGGACGCCGCCCUCGAACCCGGAGUGCGACGACAGGAAGUCGCCCUCUUUCCCCUUUGACCCCGAGCUCGCCAAGGUCCUUUCUCCUCACACGGCGCGCCGCAGCUACAGGAAGCGCAACGGUCGGGCAGCGGUGCCGCAGCCGGCGAGCGACCCGGAGCGGCCGGUGCCGCCACACCCGCUGAAACCCAGAGCCAAGCACGUACGGCACGCCAGCGAGCCCGUCACCUUUGUGCCCAUCGUGCCUCCCGAAGCGCCUCUGUCUGCAAUUCAAGAUGUGGAGGUCAGCGUCCCGACGCCCUCCCGGCCCAGGCCGAACCGGGGGGACCCGGCUCCCUCCUUGGAAGACGUGACCAAACAAUACAUCCUGGCACUGAACACCGCAGACACCGGUCCGGGCCUGGAAGGGGGCGCUGGAUCUACGCCUGCCACCCCGACGACCGGUGAGCCCAAGCUGCCCAGGAAAGCAAGCGAAGACCCGGCUCCGGGGCCACAGAAGGCCAAAGUGGACAUGAGGAAGCAUGUGAUGAUGACCCUCGUGGACACCGAGAAGUCCUACGUGGAGUCCCUUCGCACCCUCAUCCAGGGCUACAUGAAACCUCUGAAGCACCCGGAGAACUCGCUGCUGUGCGACCCGUCGCUGGUGGAUGAGAUGUUCUACCAGAUCCCCGAGAUGCUGGAGCACCACGAGCAGUUCCUCGAGGGCGUCGUGAGCUGCGUCGACGACUGGCACGACCGGCAGCUCGUGGGGCACCUCCUCGUCGAGUCGUUCUCCAAAGAGAUACUGGUGAACAUUUACUCUGCGUACAUCGACAACUUCCUCAACGCCAAAGAUGCUGUGAGGAUCGCCAAGGAGGCCAAGCCAGCGUUCCUCAAGUUUCUCGAGCAAAGCAUGCGGGAGAACAAGGACAAGCAGGCGCUGGCCGACCUCAUGAUCAAGCCAGUGCAGCGAAUCCCGCGGUACGAGCUGCUGGUCAAGGACCUGCUGAAACACACUCCCGAAGAGCACCCGGACCACCUGUUCCUGCUGGACGCCCAGAAGAACAUCAAGCGCCUGGCGGAGCGGGUCAACAAGGGGCGCCGCAGCGCAGAGGAGGCCGAGCGAGAGGCGCGGGUCAUGCAGGAGAUCGAGGCGCACAUCGAGGGCGUCGAACACAUCCUGAACCCCCAGAGGAAGUUCCUGAGGCAGGAGAUGGUGGUGGAAGCAAAAACAGUCGGCGGGAAGAAGGACCGUUCUCUGUUCCUCUUCAGCGACCUGCUCAUCUGCACGACCCUCAAGCGCAAGUCGGGAUCCCUGCGCCGCAGCUCCAUGAGCCUGUACUCGGCGGCCAGCGUUAUCGACACGUCCAGUAAAUACAAGUUCCUCUGGAAACUUCCACUGGAAGAAGUGGAGCUGGUCAAAGGCUCCUCUCAGUCCAGCAAUCGGGAGAACAUCCAGAAGAACAUCGGCCGCCUGGACGAGGACCUGAGCACCCUGGGACAGAUCAGCAAGCUGUCCGAGACGCUCAGCUUCCCCCACCAGAGCCUGGAUGACGUCAUCAAGGAGCUGAUGGCCUCGGUGCACCGUGAGCUGGCGGAGAAACAGUCGCUGGCCUUCAGCAGCACCUUCCUUCCCACCAAGGUGGAGUUGACGACGGCGUCGGCCGAGAGCUCCUUUGUCUUCGAGUUCACGAGUCCCGACGCCCGCGGCAACUUCGAGCAGGCCUUGGAGGACGCCAAGAAGAAACUCGCCAUGAGCAAAGACCACUGGGACCCCGAGUUCCUCAAAGCCAUCCCCAUCAUGAAGACCAGGAGCGGUAUGCAGUUCUCGUGCGCCUCGCCCAGCCACAGCUGCCCCGAAAGCCCCUGCGAGGUGUGGGUGUGUAACAGCGAUGGCUACGUGGGUCAGGUGUGUCUGCUCAACAUCCGUGACGAGCCCACCGUGGAGGCGUGCAUCGCCGUGUGCUCGGCGCGCAUCAUCUGCAUCGCCGCCGUGCCCGGCCUCAAGGGCAGAGAGCGAUCCGAGUCGGUCCCGAGUGGCCCCGCCCCCUCGGUCCAGCAGCCGCAGCAGCAACAGCGGCUGCACAUCUCCAUCUCGGGUUCGUCCCUGGAGCUGGUGGAGCCGCGGCGGGGGGCGGGUCGAGAGCUCGUGCCCUUUGACAGCGACGACACGGACGACGAGGACUCGCCCAGCCCCUCGUCGACGCUGCAGAGCCAGGCCAGCCGCUCCACCAUCUCGUCGAGCUUCGGCAGGUUUGCCGAUGACGAGGGCACGGGAUCCAAGGACAUGGCCACGGAGACCACGAGCUCGGAGGAGGAGCAGGAGUUCCCGGCGGUCAGCCCAUAUGGCGGCGGCGGCGGCGGCGGCCUGAGCGCGGCGGACGGUCCUGUGGACGGCAGGGCCAUGCGUCGCUCCAGCCGCGGCUCCUUCACUCGAGCCAGUCUGGAGGACCUGCUGAGCAUCGACCCCGAGGCCUACCAGAGCUCGGUGUGGCUGGGGACCGAGGACGGCUGCAUCCACGUGUACCAGUCGUCCGACAACAUCCGCAACAGGAAGAACAGCAUGAAGAUGCAGCACGCGGCAUCCAUCCUGUGCAUCCUGUACCUCGACAACAAGGUGUUUGUCUCUCUGGCCAACGGAGAAGUCAUCGUGUACCAAAGGGAAGCGGGAAGCUUCUGGGACCCUCAGAGCUCGCAGACCCUGGUCCUGGGUACCCCCGGUGGUCCCGUCACCAAGAUGGUUCCGGUGGCAGGGAGGCUGUGGUGCGGCUGCCAGAACAGGAUCCUGAUCAUCAACACGAGCACGUUGGUGCAGGAGCACUCGUUCCAGGUGGGCCAGGACAGCGGCCGCUGCGUGACCAGUAUGGUGAGCUACGGCCAGGGCGUGUGGGUGUCCCUCCAGGGCAGUGCCACAGUGCGCCUGUACCACGCCGUCACCUACGAGAGCCUUACUGAAGUGGACGUGGCACCUACUGUGCACAAGAUGCUAGCAAGUUCGGACGCCAUCAUCCGGCAGCACAAGGCGGCCUGUCUGCGCAUCACGGCGCUGCUCGCCUGUAAGGACCUGCUGUGGGUGGGCACCAGCGCCGGGGUGGUUCUGACCCUGAGCAUCCCGCCAGUGUCGGCCAGCGGCGGUCCGGCCUCGCUGCGCGGCCCGCUGGUCCCCAUGGGCUCCGUCCACGGCCACACGGGCCACGUGCGCUUCCUCACGGCCAUCGAGCUGCCCGAGGGCUUCGACCUCAGCUUCCCCCCGCAGGUCGAACCAGGGAACCCCGCCCACGGCGGAGAAGGUGGCGGUUCAGGGCUGCAGAGGCGAGACUCCGCCCACCGCCGUGCCUCCGCCGUCCUCGUGACCAAGAGCAGCAUGCUGGUGAUCAGCGGGGGCGACGGCUACGAGGAUUUCCGCAUGGCCAGCAGCAGCGAGACGGUGGGCCGCGACGACAGCACCAACCACCUGCUCCUGUGGAGGGUGUGACCGGCGCGCCGCCGCCGCCCCCAAGGACCGCCCCCAGCCGAAUGCGCCGUGCCUGGAUGUGGGCUCUCCGUGCUCGUGCGUUCCCGCGGGUUCCCGCACACGGACGUCUCGCCUCUUCCCUCUUCCUCUCCUCUUGGGUUCGCCGAAUUCCUCCGCCCCCCCAUUUCAUUAUGAGCUCGUGCGGCGUGCGUGCGUGCGGCGUGUCCGUCCUUUCCGGGCCCAAAGGGCACAAGGGGGCAGAAGCAGGCGGAUCCUUAAAGAUGGAGGAAGAACAAGCUGACGGGGCGCUGCUCCCCGCGGUUCAGCGGGACGACCGAGGCGCCGUGAGGAGCGACGCAGGGAGGAGACACCGGCACUGAACCCGAACCCAAACCCACUUUUCCUCUCCGGCCGCCGCUCGCGUGACCGCUGCCGUCGCCUCGCGCCAUGACGCCCCUCCCGGCAUCGACGGGCUUCCGUUUGGUCUUUUCGGUGUUUGGUGUAAUAGAGUCAGCAAAGUGCAAUAUAUGGCACACACUGCACACACCGCACACACACGUUCGCUGCAUACACUACGCGCACUACACACACACUGCACACACAACGAUACGCUGUGCUGGACUGUGACGCUGCACAGCGUCUGCAGUGGAAAUCGUACUCGGCACCGUCACGCAUCAUCACUCUUUUGUCAUCAUUUAUUAAAUAUUAAAUAGCAAAACUACCAGGAGGAACACAGUGAACAUUUUCUCUUGGGUCAUUUUUGUACAGUAUUUAUAUCUGAGUUUUAGUUAAUCUUUUUGCAGCACUUAAUUUAUACAAUCCCUGUGCAGUUAUUGGGCCGGGUGUCGGGGGUCCUCUAGUGCCCUACCGGGAUGGGGGGGUGUAUCUCCUGUUGGUGUUCACCACCAGCUUAUUGGUUUGUGUCCCGCUCGACUCCCUGGCAGCAGCCGUCUACGUAGCCUGCGGGGACUCCUCUGUGUGUGUGUGUGUGUGUGUGUGUGUGUGUGUGUGUGUGUGCGUGUGCGCGCAAAUAUGAAGUACACCGUAUAGCAGAGCGUGGAGAGAGUUCCAGUAUCAACUACUGUGUUUCCCACAAAAUGACACCACACGAGUUUAUGGUGAUGAAGCGACGCCCUUUGUGCCCUCGGCUCAGCGCUAAAGUACCGCGGUGCAAACUGUAAAUAUUGGUACAUAUUGCCUUCUCUGUACAUAGUGUCUCCAGCCCAGACUGUUGAUAU
Messenger RNA from Scleropages formosus (Asian bonytongue), 8529 nucleotides. RefSeq names its product Rho guanine nucleotide exchange factor (GEF) 17 (gene arhgef17). NCBI's taxonomy places the organism in Eukaryota, Metazoa, Chordata, Actinopteri, Osteoglossiformes, Osteoglossidae. Gene Ontology annotation, biological process: actin cytoskeleton organization. The transcript is spliced from 21 exons. The record is from RefSeq and is a predicted model, not a curated record. Gene Ontology annotation, molecular function: protein binding; guanyl-nucleotide exchange factor activity. The coding region runs from base 638 to 7312 and encodes 2224 amino acids.